Molecule: messenger RNA, 775 nt
Organism: Oppia nitens
Lineage: Eukaryota; Metazoa; Arthropoda; Arachnida; Sarcoptiformes; Oppiidae
Exons: 2
Coding region: 377-775 (132 amino acids)
Source: RefSeq, a predicted model, not a curated record
ACAGUCAAUACCAGUGCUAUAUAAUAGUUUGUCUUAAAGUCAAAUAAAAGCACUUUUAAUAAAAGUGUUGUCUUUGAUAUUAAUGCCUCAAUCGAUCAGAAAACCACUUCAAUUGCUAAUAGUAUUAUAGUUUUCACUAAAGACUUAUGAAAAGACAUUAAUUCAAUUAUUGACAAAAAUUGAAAUAUUAAGCAAAAUUAUUGGACAAAAAUGUCUAAAAUUAAGAGAAAGCAAAAGGAAAAGAAUGACAAAGAGUUAGUCGAUUGUAAUGUCAAACCAGAAGAUAAUGGGAACAAAUCCAGUGAUACUAAGUUAACGGACGACAGGAAAUCAAAGAAAAUGAAGACUAAAAAAUCAAAGGAAUCGAUCAAAAGAAAUGGAAGAUUUGAAACAAAAAUCAGAAGAAUUGUACGAUAAUAGUGAAGAUAAGGUAAUUGAAAAAAGUGAACGAAAAGACAAAAGAAAUAAAAAAUCAAAGAAAAGUAAAAACAAAGAGUUGAAUGAAGAGUAUAAUGAUUGUGGCACUGAUGAUGACAAACACAGUCAUAAAAGUUUCAAUUUGGGGACACAUCUGAAGGCAAAAGUGAUUGUAGUUUGCGGUGAACCACAACUCAAACUAUUCAGAGUUAAUGAAUCGGAAGGAAGUGAUGAAAGACAUAUCUCAGAGGAGGACUGCAGUCAAUACACCAAUGGUUUGGUCAUAAAGGCUGACGAAUGGCUGCUUUUCAGAGAUAUUGUUCAAAAUAUCGACAAUUUAAUGAACUAUAAUAAUUAA